This is a messenger RNA of Limulus polyphemus (Atlantic horseshoe crab), 813 nucleotides long. RefSeq lists its product as uncharacterized. NCBI's taxonomy places the organism in Eukaryota, Metazoa, Arthropoda, Merostomata, Xiphosura, Limulidae. The transcript has 5 exons. The coding region runs from base 132 to 602 and encodes 156 amino acids. The record is from RefSeq and is a predicted model, not a curated record.
AGCCUUCACCACACGUUAAAACGGGUCGGACUUAACAGACGGCAAUCGUAAUCUGUUCGACAUUCGGCUGGGACCCUUCGCUGGUUGACAGGAAACCACCUGUUUCUUCUACGCCGAAACUCCAUCUCGGUAUGUCGAUCAAACUUUUUCUCUCUACAGUCCUGGCAGGAGUCUUUAUAACGUCUGUAUCCUCGUUACAAGCGAUCCCAUCUAAAGAUAGACCAGAACCCAGCGACUCCAUCGUUCACUUCACGCAAAGAAGACCUUUACCCAUGAAGAGAGGAAGUGAUCAUAAAAUAAUGAACGUGUCAAAGACGAGAGACGAAACGAAAGAGUGCCAUAAAUACGCUCUUCAUAAAUGUGGCAACAUUUUCUUGAGGGUAUUAAAACUCCUUAAUUUCCUGAAGAGUCAUCACUCAUACCAAGUUAAAUGUUCUUUACGGCAGGCAUUUUUCACCUGCAUCCAAAAAUCUCGCGGGAAACCUUGUUGGCAUCACAAGCACCACAUCAACUACGACUUGGAUAAAUUUAGAAAAAAACUCGCUGAUAAUCUGUGGGCAACACGCUCUUGUGUACUUAUGAUAGCUGGUGUUAUCAACUAGUGAUUUACGUUGUCAUAAAAACUUUUUAAAUUUAUACCUACAGUCGGUAGCUGUGAUAGAUGGCGCUGUAUCUAUGAUGCAACAGUUUCUUUUAGGCUUAAGGCAUAAUGGAAACUGUUUACGUUUCGUGAAAAGAUUUUUUGCAAAAAUAUACGUAAAUAUGGUUGAAUUAUUAGUUUCAGUAAAUAAUAAACGUAUUUUAUGUUUUUUA